AUGGGAAAAAGAGGUAAAUGUGAUGAUUAUGUAAAGAUUGAAAAGACUAAUGUAGUCAAGAAAAGACUUAAUCAGAGAAAGUAUAUUAAUCAGCUUAAGAGAGAAAUUCGAUGUUUAGAACGUGGAAAUAGAACAUAUAAAAGUGCUGCCAUUGAAUUAGAGACAUGGAAAGAGAAUUUUAUAGAGAAUGAGAAAGAAUUAGAAGCUUACAGGAAAAUGAACAGUAAUGGGUCACUAGUGGAGAAGAAAUUGGAUUGUGUUGUGCUUGAGGAUAAGUCGAAAGGGGAAUUUCUUGUAAAUGAUGAGCAGAAUGAUUAUAAAAUCAAGUACAGCGAACUUCUUCUUCGGAUGAAACGACUAGAAGAUGAUCAAAUCCUAUGCAGUAUGAGUGAAUACGACAAGGUUGUUCAGAUUGAGACAGAGAAUAAGGAAUUGGGGAUUGGGAAUUGUAGAUUACAGGAAGAGGUGAAUGUUUGUGAGAAAGUAAUGCAGGCUUGUAAAGUGAAGAGUAAUGAGCUGUCUGAUUUACUCGAUGAGAAGAGAAUGGAAUGUGCUGUGCUUGAGGAUGAAUGUAAAGAUCUAAGAUUAAGUAAACUUGUCGUCGAUGAUGAAUUGAAAAAUUAUAAAACUAAGUGUAUUUUUGUUAUUACUCAAGUAGAAGCAGAUCAAAGAGUUAUUUGUGAAAAGGAGAAGAAGGGACAAGAAGAAAAUUUAUUUUUAUUGCAUGAAAAUGGCAAGCUUGUUCAACUCAAGACAGAAAAUAGGGAAUUGGAGCUCGGGAAAUGCAGAUUACAGGAUGAGAUUAAUAAUUGGAGCAAGAAGUUCCAAGAAAUGGAAACCCAAGUUUCAAGGAUUGCCAAUGAAGGUGCUUUAGAGAAAGCUAAACUGAAAGAAGAAUUGGCAGUUUAUAGAAGUAUGUCUCAGGAUCUGCAGGAAGAGCUUGAGAAGAAGAGAAUUCAGUUUAUUGCAAGUACAUAUAAACUGAAAGCCUUGACAUCAAGGAAAAACUCUGUUGAUAAUGAGCUGAAUGAGUGCAAGACUUUGUGUAUUCAACUGAAAGAGCGAAUUGCACAGUUGGAGAAAGAUAAAAACUUGAUGUCCAGUAAAGAGAAGAGGGCCCAAGAAAUAAUUGCUGAGAUGUCUGCUGAAAUAAAAAAGAAGGGAAGUGAUUGGAAUGAAGAGUAUGUUAGGCUCAAGGCAGCAUAUGCUGAUUUGGAGCGUGGUAAACAUAGCGCACAGGAGGAGAUAAGUAGGUUGAGGAAAAGUUUGGCUGACUCCAAAACAGAAGCAGCUUUCAGGUUGACUCAUGAAGUCAAGUUACAGACUGAUUUAGAUGAUUGUAAAUUUCAGUUCAAUCAGUUGUCUGAGAAGCUUGAAGAGCAGGCUUCAAUAGAAGUUAAGUUGGCAGAAGGAUUAAAAAAGGCGAGUGACGAGACUGAAAUGUGGAAGGAAAGGUUUGGGGAGAUGAAGAAUAAAUCUGAAACAUAUAGGUGUGAGUGUGAUGAGUUGUCUUUGAAACUUGAGGAGAAAACAAGGGAGUGUUUUGUUACCGAGGUUAAGUUGAGUGAUCUUAAAUCAAGAAAGAAUUCUGUAGAUUUUGAGCUUCAUGAGUACAAGAAGACAUCUAAUGUACUUAAAGAGAUGAUUUCUUGUUUCGAAGAAGAGCACAAGGUUAUCUGUGAAACAGAAAAGGGGGAUGAAGAAAAAAUCACCAACUUGUCAGAGGAAUUGAAGAAGGCACGUGAUGAGUCAGUAAUGUGA
Molecule: messenger RNA, 1761 nt
Organism: Papaver somniferum (opium poppy)
Lineage: Eukaryota; Viridiplantae; Streptophyta; Magnoliopsida; Ranunculales; Papaveraceae
Product: myosin heavy chain, striated muscle-like
Exons: 1
Coding region: 1-1761 (586 amino acids)
Source: RefSeq, a predicted model, not a curated record